Dromiciops gliroides (monito del monte) is the source of this 5283-nucleotide messenger RNA. RefSeq names its product tubulin gamma complex associated protein 6 (gene TUBGCP6). Gene Ontology annotation, molecular function: gamma-tubulin binding; microtubule minus-end binding. The record is from RefSeq and is a predicted model, not a curated record. Gene Ontology annotation, cellular component: spindle pole; gamma-tubulin complex; centrosome. Gene Ontology annotation, biological process: cytoplasmic microtubule organization; microtubule nucleation; spindle assembly. NCBI's taxonomy places the organism in Eukaryota, Metazoa, Chordata, Mammalia, Microbiotheria, Microbiotheriidae. The coding region runs from base 227 to 5182 and encodes 1651 amino acids. The transcript is spliced from 27 exons.
UCAUCCUGCGCCCGCCCGCGUUGAGAGAUGCUCCAGGCUGUUUGCUGCGGCUUCGUCGGGCAGCCCCCGGCUCUGGCACCUCCGGGACCCUCCUUGUCUUGAGAUGAGACCCCGACACGGGCGGGCCGCGCGCUGGGAGGGCCCCCGGAGGGGUGAGGGCCUUACCGCGGGUGGAGCCGCCUCCCCUCCCCCGUGACUUGCUGCAGACCCGAGAGAGCCGGUGGACAUGGCCAGCAUCACCCAGCUGUUCAAUGAGCUCUGUGAGGCGCACCUGGGGCAUGUGCCCCGCAAAGCCCACCCUGGCAGGCGUGGGGCCAACAUGAGCAAGGCCAAGCAGGGCCUGAAAAGGGCAGUCUAUGACACCCUUUUCAUGGACCUCUUUCAGGACGAGGGCCACAAGCCACCAUCAGCCGGGUCCCAGCUUCCAGUGAAGAACAAAAUCCUCAUGUUGUCCUUCAACUUGCGGGUUGGGGGCCUGGGGCCUGACGCUGACAGGCUGGAGGAGCUGGUGGAGGGCCUGGAGGCGGCUCCUGCCCUGGGCCUGCCGCUGGCUGAUGUCAGGGCCGUGCUGGACCUCUUGGUGCACCUGGCCGGGAGCGGCCCGCCACAGCUCCUCCCUCAGAAAAGAGACUACUUCCUAAACAACAAGCAUGUGGGGAGGAACGUCAAAUAUCAGGGCUACGAUUGCUACGAUGUGAGCAUGUUUGAGGCCGACGUGCGCUUCCUGAUCGCCAGCGAAGAGCAGCAAUGCCAGGAGGUGAUCCAGAAGACGCUGCAGGUGAUGGAGGCUGCGCCGGGCACCAGCCUGCCCUCCAUCGGGCUCUUUGCCCAGAACUACCCUGGUGUGGACAGGUUCGAGAGAGAGACCCACGGCUCACUCUUCGGGGCCCUGGCACACAGCCGCACCUACGACAUGGACGUCAAGCUGGACCUGCCGCCUGUUCCAGACAACGCUGACUCGUCAGGCCUUGCCAUCCAAGUUCCUCAGAGCAUCGAUCAGUCAGAAGAUGAGGGGUUCCAAUCAGCGUCCAAUCUGACACCUGACUCCCAGUCAGAGCCCAGCAUGACCCCAGACAUUGACCUCUGGGAUGCCGUGCUGACCUACGAGCCCAGCAAACGCAGAUGCUGGGAGAGAAUUGGCUGCCCACCCGGGAAUAAAGAGGAGCCAUACCUCACGGAGGCCGGGAGAGAAGCCUUUGACAUGUUUUACCGCCUCCGCGAAGGUGAGCUGCAGCUUCUGCACAGUGGCCUGCUCCAGCUGCCCCCCCUGUUUCUGAUGAAGGAGAGGGAGCUGGUCAAGGACGUCCUGAACGUGCUCAUCGGGGUCGUGUCGGCCACCUUCUCCCUCAGUCAGGCCAGCCAGGUGUUUGAGGUGAAACAAGGUGUCUACGUGUCAGGAACGUCUCCGCAGAACAUGAGCAGCCUCCUGUCCGAGGUUGCCGAGUACGGCACGCACUACACCCGCCUCAGCCACUUCUCCCUCCAGCCGGUUCUGGAUUCCUCCUACAGCCAGGGACUCGUGUUCCAGGCUUUUACAAGUGGCCUACGGAAGUACCUGCAGUAUUACCGAGCCUGUGUCCUCUCCACACCGCCCACCUUGAGCCUGCUGACCAUUAGCUUCCUCUUUAAGAAGCUGGGGCGCCAGUUAAGGUAUCUGGCCGAGCUCUGUGGAGUGGGCACUGCCGUUCCCGGGCUUAGCCAGGGAGGGGCCCGGUCCUCCUUCCCAACUGGAGUGAAGCUGCUGUCGUACCUGUACCAAGAGGCCCUGGAUAACUGCAGCAAUGAGCACUACCCUGUCCUGCUGUCGCUGUUGAAGGCCAGCUGUGAGCCCUAUACCAGGUUUAUCCACGACUGGGUGUACAGUGGCGUGUUCCGUGAUGUCUAUGGCGAGUUCAUGAUCCAAGUAAAUGAAGAAUAUCUCAGCUGCCGUGAUAAGUUUUACUGGACACAUGGCUACGUGCUCAUUUCCAAGGAAGUAGAAGAUUGUGUCCCUGCAUUUCUGAAACAUGUUGCCAAUGACGUCUACAUCUGCGGGAAGACCAUCAACCUACUGAAGCUGUGCUGUCCUCAGCAUUACAUCUGUUGGUCUGAUAUCCCCGUGCCCCGCAUCUCGGUCAUCUUCUCCUUGGAGGAGCUGAAGGAGAUUGAGAAGGACUGUGCCAUCUACGUAGGGCGCAUGGAGAGGCUGGCCCGCCACAGCGCCGUGAGCAAGGAGGAGAAGAAAUUGCGGAUGGAGAUUGCCAAGCAAGAAUUAAUUGUCCAUGCCCGGGACACAGCCUCCCGGGUACUGAAGGCCUUGAAUGAUCGACACAUGUCUGAAAGGAUGGCCUUGGAUGCCAAGAAACGAGAGCAGUUCCAGAAACUAAAAGACCAGUUUCUAAAGGAUCAGGAGCGUCGCCUGGCAGCCAAACAGGAGGAGAUUGAUGAUGACUUCAGCUACGCUCGUGAGCUACGUGAGAGAGAGAAGAGACUGAAAGCUCUGGAGGAAGAAUUGGAGCACAGGGCAAGGCAGGACCUAAUUGACCAUUACAGCAAGUUGUCAGAGGAGGCCGCUCGCCGUGAGCAGAGGGCUCUCUGGAAGAUACAGAGGCACAAGCUGGAAACGGCCCGUCUGAACUUUCUCUUAGAAGACCAGAAACGCAUCCAGGAGAUGCUUCAAGAUGUCUCAGAAGGAAAGUACAGGGAGAAGCUUGACAUCCUUCCCAGUGUCCACCCCCCCGGACGAGCGGGGGCCUCAGGAGGGGAGCCCAGGGUCCAGGCAAGACAGUCCUCAGAUGACAGUGGUGAGCUGGGGGAUUCCCAAGGGGCUUCGGAGGCUGCACAGGGGCCGCUGCCCUCAGCAGGUCCCUGGACAUCAGAGCGGAUGGAGCCUGAGGAGGCUGGCACAGAUGGCCACACCCUGGCACCAAGGACUGAGGAGAAGCCGGGGCAGGCGGAUGGGGCCAGCCUGGACCCAAGGGACUUCCUGCCCAGGCCUCUCCCCGAGGAGCUGCCUGCUGCUCCAGGCUCCACAGCCUCGUUGGAAGCCGCGCUGCAGACUAUCUCUCUGGACCUGGCCCCCGCUGUGGAGCAAGGAGGAGGCCAGCAGCAGCAGCAGACAUAUGACUUCACCACCAUCCUCCGGGCCCCCAUUCCCUCCCCCUCCCGAGAGCCCCCAGUACCCAGGGACACGUGCCCCCGGCCCCGCUGGAGCCUCCACGGCCACGCCUCAGACUCCAGCAUCCAGCUAGGAGAGUCCGUCUCUGAGCCCGAGACCCUGCAGCCACCUCCCAGCCCUGCAAGGAGCCGGGCCCGGUGGAAUGUCCAUGGUCACAUCUCAGCCUCCCACAUCAAGAUGGGGGACUAUGCUUCAGAUGUGGAGCUGGCCCCACCCCGAGGAAGCGUCCACGGUCACGUGUCAGACAGCCGCAUCCCUCUUGGGGCCUACAUGUCGGAGGUGGCCUCUUCUCGCCCCCGCUGGAACAUACACGGCCACGCCUCACAGUCCCACAUGAAGCUAGGUGACCUCAGCGUGGAGACUGACGCCCCCUGGCCACGGUGCAGCGCCUUUGGCCACGCCUCGCAGUCCAGCCUCCAGCUGGGCCAGAGUGAACUUCCCCCUCCCCCCAAGCCCCUGUCCAGGCACCCAACCCCCACGGCGGCCACCUCCACCAUGCAGUGGUUUUUGUACAACAGGGAGCUGGGCUGCCCAGGUCCAGGGCGGCCUCCAGGGGGGGAUGCACUGCCCCAGCCCCUUUCCUCUGCCGACAGAGAAGAGCCAGGCCAGGAGCCUGUCCCAGAGGAGAGAGACAAACUGGGGGAGAGGCCGGCCGCCGGUUCGGUCGGGACGAGCGAUGAGAGUGAAGACCUCUCCCCAAACCAGCCUCCUGUCUCGCAGAAGACAGAAGUAGAAACCCCAUCCGCGGCCCACACAGCCUCCCCCAGACCCGAGGAGGCAAAGGAUAGGGCCAAAGACCGCACCCAGGAAGAGGCCUACUUGAAAGCCUUGUCUGACCAGUACUGCCUGGAGAAAUACCAAGACAGCUACAGCCUGAUGUCCGAGCCUCCGGUGUCCCACCUCAUGCGCCACAUCGUUCCCAGGCCCUUCUCCUUCCCCAUGGAUCCCCGAGGGCCACUGGCAACUGAUGAGACCUCGGUUCAGCUGAGCGAGCUCCUGACCCUGCCCGUGCUCAUGAAGCACUCCAUCACGGCCCCGCUGGUGUCUCAUGUGUCUCUUGUGAACAAGGCAGUUGUCGAUUACUACUUUGUGGAGCUCAGCCUAGAAAAGCACUUCGAGGCCUUGCGGCACUUCUUACUCAUGGAAGAUGGGGAGUUUGCUCAGUCUCUCAGUGACCUGCUCUUCGAGAAGCUGGGCUCUGGGCAGACUCCCGGGGAGCUCCUGAACCCUCUGGUCCUCAACUCUUUCCUCACCAAAGCGCUGCAGUACAGCCUGCAUGGGGACACGCAGCUCGCUGCCAACCUUUCCUUUGCUCUCAAGUACCUGCCGGACGUGUUCACCGCUAAUGCCCCUGACGCCCUGAGCUGCCUUGAGCUGCGCUACAAGGUUGACUGGCCCCUCAACAUCGUCAUCACAGAAAGCUGCCUGAACAAAUACAACAAGAUCUUUUCCUUCCUGCUACAGCUGAAGCACAUGAUGUGGACGCUGAAGGACGUGUGCUUCCACCUGAAGCGCACAGCAUUAGUGAAUCACGCCUCUGGCUCGGUGCAGUUCCGUCAGCUGCAGCUCUUUAAGCACGAGAUGCAGCAUUUUGUGAAGGUGAUCCAGGGCUACAUUGCCAACCAGAUCCUGCAUGUCACGUGGCGUGAGUUUGGGAACAAGCUGUCGGCUGUGAGCAACCUAGAGGAGAUUCACCGCACUCAUGCCGAGUACCUCAACAAAGCCAUCUUCAGGGGGCUGCUGACGGAGAAGGCCGCUCCUGUGAUGAACGUCAUCCACAGCAUCUUUAGCCUCAUCCUCAAGUUCCGCACUCAGCUCAUUUCCCAGGCCUGGACCUAUGAUAGCAGCCGGCAGGUGGCCGUGCACCCUAACUUUGCUCUCAUGCAGCAAUCCUACAGCACCUUCAAGUACUACUCCCACUUUCUUUUCAAAGUGGUCACCAAGCUGGUGAAUCGAGGGUAUCAGCCCCAUCUUGAAGACUUCCUCCUGAGAAUUAAUUUCAACAACUACUACCGAGACGCAUGAGCCGUGGCCCAGGCAAGGAUUGGCGUAUCAUAGAAGGCCCCUCUGUAAAUAGCUGGCACGCACACAAUAAAGGGUCCUGGGGACUGCUCCCCUACCCAGCA